Molecule: messenger RNA, 3371 nt
Organism: Alligator sinensis (Chinese alligator)
Lineage: Eukaryota; Metazoa; Chordata; Crocodylia; Alligatoridae
Gene: SLC4A11
Product: solute carrier family 4 member 11
Exons: 20
Coding region: 16-2595 (859 amino acids)
Biological process (GO): transmembrane transport; monoatomic anion transport; monoatomic ion homeostasis
Cellular component (GO): basolateral plasma membrane; plasma membrane
Molecular function (GO): solute:inorganic anion antiporter activity
Source: RefSeq, a predicted model, not a curated record
UUUCUGCUCUCCCUGAUGUUUGUGACAGUGGCAGAAAGCCCACCAGCAGCGAUGUCCAGAAAUGGGUACUUUUUUGAAGAGACUGGUUACCUUAAGUGUGACACAGAUGACGGCUGCGAGAACAAAGAAGAAGCAGGAGGAGAAGAGCUCUUUGACACUGUAAACUCUUCAAUCGUGUCCGGGGACAGUAUCCGGUUCUUUGUGAAUGUCAAUUUGGACGUACAACAGAAUGUAGCUGCUGAAAAUGAAAAUGCUGGCUGUGUGUUGUUACAUACGUCUCGGAAGUACCUGAAAUUAAAGAACUUCGAGGAGGAAGUCCGAGCCCACCGGGACCUGGAUGGGUUCCUGGCCCGAGCUAGCAUCAUCCUGGAUGAAACGGCUACUUCCUUGGAUGACGUACUGCGGGAAAUGCUGAAACACUUUGCGGAAGAUCCUGACAACAUGGAGCCAAGCUGCAACUUUGAAAAAAUCAUGAGCACUUUAUUUACCGAUUCAGGAACCCCUCGGGAAGGGAAUGUUCAUCUCCUAUCAGAUACAAUUCAGGGGGUCACAGCAACGGUCACGGGAGUGCAGUAUCAACAGUCCUGGCUCUGUAUCAUUUGCACUAUAAAGUCCCUUCAGCGACGUCACGUUUGCAUCAGCCGCCUGGAGAGGCCUCAGAACUGGGGAGAAAACUCCUGCGAAGUGAGAUUUGUGAUACUGGUGCUUGCUCCUCCGAAGAUGAAAAGUACAAAAACUGCCACGGAAGUGGGUAGGACGUUUGCCACCAUGUUUUCAGAUAUAACUUUCCGGCAGAAGCUUCUGGAAACAAAAACAGAAGAAGAGUUUAAAGAAGCUUUAGUCCAUCAACGCCACCUCUUGACUGUGGUGAACCAGAGACCCUCGGCAGUGAACGACGGGCACAAAACGCACAGCCACAAGCCGCUCAAGUUGCAUGACUUUUUCAAUGUUGGCAAGGGGAUUUUUGAUGACAUUGCACGAAGAUUUCCAGUGUACGCUCUGGACUUCACUGACGGUAUCAUUGGUAACAACAAGGCCAUAGGGAAGUACAUCACGACAAUGAUCUUUCUGUAUUUUGCCUGCCUCCUACCAUCUAUUGCCUUUGGCUCCCUGAAUGAUGAGAACACAGGAGGAGCUAUUGAUGUGCAGAAGACGAUCGUGGGGCAGUGCAUCGGAGGACUGCUCUACGCUCUGUUCUCGGGGCAGCCUCUAGUUGUGCUCUUAACCACGGCUCCUCUAGCGUUGUACAUUAACGUGAUCCGAGGAAUCUGCGAUGACUACAAUUUGGAUUUCAGUGCUUUCUAUGCCUGGAUUGGACUGUGGAACAGUUUCUUCCUUGUGCUGUAUUCCCUCUUUAAUUUCAGCCUUGUAAUGAAGCUCUUUAAAAGGUCAACAGAGGAAAUCAUUGCGCUUUUUAUAUCCAUCACAUUUGUGUUUGAUGCCAUCAAAGGCAUCAUUAAAGUUUUUAAGAAAUAUUACUACCAGGAGCCCGGAGGAGAGAGUUACUUGAAAAGCACACGGAUGGAAGCCCUUCCAAGCCUUGACGUCAAUACUACCUUCUUGAUGAACUCCUCUGCGAGCAGGUCCAUGUCCCUAGGGAAUCAGACGGGCGUGAAUGACGUUGUCCAUUAUGGGCGCGAGACUGCUGUCCUGAGUCUCAUGUUGAUGUUGGGCACUCUUUGGCUUGGCCACACGCUGUAUCAGUUUAAGAAGAGUCCCUACUUGCACGCCAGAGUCCGCGAAAUCCUGUCCGACUGUGCCUUACCCAUUUCUGUUCUAACCUUCUCCAUUGUGGGAUCCUAUAUCUUCAAGGAAAUAGAAAUGUCCAAAUUUAACUACAACCCCUCUGAGAGCUUGUUUGUUCUGGCUCCAGUCCGUUCCCUCUCGAUCGGCUCCGUGAUGAGUGCAAUGGGCCUGGGGUUCCUGCUUUCAAUGCUGUUCUUCAUAGAGCAGAACAUCGUGGCAUCGCUCACAAACGCUCCAGAGAACAGGUUAGUGAAAGGAACAGCUUAUCACUGGGACCUCCUCCUUGUAGCUCUGAUCAACACGGGGCUGUCUGUCUUCGGGCUGCCCUGGAUCCACGCGGCGUUCCCUCACUCCCCGAUGCACGUCCGAGCGCUGGCCUACGUGGAAGAGAGGGUGGAAAACGGGCACAUCUACGAGACCAUCGUGAGCGUGAAGGAAACCCGACUGACCAGCCUCGUGGCCAACUUCUUGGUGGGGCUUUCGCUCUUGCUGCUGCCUUUCCCUCUGCAGUGGAUCCCGAAGCCAGUCCUCUACGGCCUCUUCCUGUACAUCGCCCUGACCUCCAUUGACGGGAAUCAGCUCUUCGAGCGAGUGGCCCUCUUGCUGAAAGAGCAGACUGCUUAUCCACCGACCCAUUACAUUCGCCGAGUCCCUCAGCGGAAAAUCCACUAUUUCACAGGCUUGCAGGUCCUCCAGCUCUUCAUCCUCUGUGGAUUUGGGAUGUCGCCGUUACCCUACAUGAAAAUGAUUUUCCCUCUCAUUAUGAUAGGAAUGAUCCCAAUCAGGUAUAACCUGCUUCCUAGGAUCAUUGAAGCAAAAUAUUUAGAUGCUAUGGACGCAGAGCACUGAAAACGAACCUCGGCUCUCGGGACAGUUAGCUGCGUUUCAGACGGAAAGGACCCGGCAGCCUCGCUGAGAUGUAGAAAGACUUACCUGAAGUUCUCUUGGCUACAACUCUCCUGACUCCUCUUUCUGCUCUAGUACGGCACUCAGUGACAGACUAUCAAAGACCAAACGAGCUUUCAAGUGUCAAACCCAAACCGUAUUGGAUUGGCAGGCCAGUGCUCUUCAGAGAUUUGAGGCAAGCAAGCUUUAUGGAAAUGUCACCUUCUACAUCCCCCUCCAAACCGGAAAUCCCAAAGAUCGACCUUCCUAUCUGGAUUGCACUUUGCUAGGGUUGCUACGUUCCCUUGUUUAAAGGGGCAAUCCCUCUUUCUUUAUUUUCUUUUUUUUUUUUAAAUACACAGGGUCCCACUUCCCAGAACACUCUUGGUGUGUAAGGAUGGCAACUGACCCUUAUUUUACAGCAUUGCAGUAUAAUUUGGGGCUAGGAUGCAGCGUCCCAAAUAUCUACUCUUCUUAAGCUGACCUUCCAAGUGGGGUAGCUGAUGCCAGAAGGGAUGUCUAGCCAGCGCUUCACACUGGUUGAUUAGGGAAAGGGUUGGAAUUGGAAGCAUCUGGGGGUGGCUUUGUACCAGUUCAUCUAAGGCUGUAAAGUGUGUUGUAUUUAAUUUCCUCAAAUGUACCCGAAAUGCUCAGAAGCCGGAUUGGUGUUGUGAUGCUGACGGAGAACUCGCAGCUGGGUCUCAGCCGCUCGGGAGUUGUUGGGGAUCUGCUUUAUACCC